Messenger RNA from Sciurus carolinensis (gray squirrel), 3065 nucleotides. RefSeq names its product radixin (gene Rdx). The transcript is spliced from 14 exons. NCBI's taxonomy places the organism in Eukaryota, Metazoa, Chordata, Mammalia, Rodentia, Sciuridae. The record is from RefSeq and is a predicted model, not a curated record. Gene Ontology annotation, molecular function: actin binding; cell adhesion molecule binding. Gene Ontology annotation, cellular component: adherens junction; apical part of cell; plasma membrane. Gene Ontology annotation, biological process: positive regulation of early endosome to late endosome transport; positive regulation of protein localization to early endosome; regulation of organelle assembly. Bases 504 to 2255 code for a protein of 583 amino acids.
CUUAGCUGCAGACUUCGCUCACGCCCCGGGCUCUCUGCAAAAACUCGCCCCUUCGGUCGCGCGCCUGGAUUCCCCAGGGGCCCCGGGCCCGCAGCCUCGUCCCCCGCCUUUGCCUGCCCCAGACCGCGGCCUGCGGCUGAGAGGGCCCGGGCGGGGCGGCCCUAGCGGCUGCGGCUGCGUUGGCGCCCAGGCCGCUGCGCGAGGCCCGCUGGCCGGGAGGGGGAGGCGGGGGGCGCGGGGCAGCCCCGCCUUUCCCCCCGAGGAGGCGCCGGGCGGCCAUAUUGCGGAGCUGUCUGCGGUGACGGCGGCGCCUCUCCUCUCCGGCUGCACGGCGCUCGCACCACCACCUCUCCCUCCCUGCCGCAGCCCCAACGCCUGGCGCCACCGCGCAGUGCCCCAGCCAGUCGGCGGGCGGGCAGGCAGGAACCGCUCGCUCUCGGAAGGUGACAACAGAAUUAUAGACGUGAAGAAUUUUUAAAGAAAGUAACAGAAAGAGAAGGAAAAUGCCGAAACCAAUCAAUGUACGAGUAACUACAAUGGAUGCUGAACUGGAAUUUGCCAUUCAGCCCAAUACAACUGGCAAACAGCUUUUUGACCAGGUGGUGAAAACAGUUGGUUUGCGGGAGGUCUGGUUUUUUGGGCUGCAGUAUGUAGACAGCAAAGGUUAUUCUACGUGGCUUAAACUAAAUAAAAAGGUGACGCAGCAAGAUGUUAAAAAAGAGAAUCCUUUACAGUUCAAGUUUAGAGCUAAAUUCUUUCCUGAAGAUGUUUCUGAGGAAUUAAUUCAAGAAAUAACCCAGAGACUUUUCUUCUUGCAAGUUAAAGAAGCCAUCUUAAAUGAUGAGAUAUAUUGCCCACCAGAAACUGCAGUUCUUUUGGCCUCCUAUGCUGUCCAAGCCAAGUAUGGAGAUUAUAAUAAAGAGGUUCAUAAACCAGGCUACCUGGCUAAUGAUAGACUCCUACCCCAGCGUGUUUUGGAACAACACAAACUGACAAAAGAACAGUGGGAAGAAAGAAUACAGAACUGGCAUGAAGAACAUAGAGGGAUGCUAAGGGAAGAUUCAAUGAUGGAAUACUUGAAGAUUGCACAAGAUCUAGAAAUGUAUGGCGUCAACUAUUUUGAAAUAAAAAAUAAAAAGGGUACUGAAUUGUGGCUAGGCGUUGAUGCUUUGGGUCUGAAUAUUUAUGAGCAUGAUGACAAGUUAACACCUAAAAUUGGCUUUCCCUGGAGUGAAAUCAGAAAUAUUUCAUUUAAUGACAAAAAAUUUGUUAUAAAGCCAAUCGACAAAAAGGCACCUGAUUUUGUUUUUUAUGCACCACGUCUGAGAAUCAAUAAGCGGAUUUUGGCCUUAUGUAUGGGAAACCAUGAACUAUAUAUGCGACGAAGGAAGCCUGAUACUAUCGAAGUACAACAGAUGAAGGCUCAGGCUAGGGAGGAGAAACAUCAGAAGCAGUUGGAAAGGGCACAGUUAGAGAAUGAAAAGAAGAAAAGAGAAAUAGCAGAAAAAGAAAAAGAAAGAAUAGAACGUGAAAAGGAAGAACUAAUGGAACGUCUAAGGCAAAUUGAAGAACAGACAUUGAAAGCCCAAAAAGAACUAGAAGAACAGACUCGAAAAGCUCUAGAACUGGAUCAGGAACGAAAACGAGCAAAAGAAGAAGCUGAACGACUAGAAAAGGAGCGUCAAGCUGCCGAAGAGGCCAAGUCUGCUAUAGCAAAACAAGCUGCUGACCAGAUGAAGAAUCAGGAACAACUAGCAGCAGAACUUGCUGAAUUUACUGCCAAGAUUGCACUUCUAGAAGAAGCCAAAAAGAAAAAGGAAGAGGAAGCUACUGAGUGGCAACACAAAGCUUUUGCAGCCCAGGAAGACUUGGAAAAGACCAAAGAAGAGUUAAAAACUGUGAUGUCUGCUCCUCCUCCCCCUCCCCCACCACCAGUCAUUCCUCCAACAGAAAAUGAACAUGAUGAACAUGAUGAGAACAAUGCUGAGGCUAGUGCCGAAUUAUCAAAUGAAGGAGUAAUGAACCAUAGAAGUGAGGAAGAACGUGUAACAGAAACACAGAAAAAUGAACGCGUAAAGAAACAACUUCAGGCAUUGAGUUCAGAAUUAGCCCAAGCCAGAGAUGAAACCAAGAAAACACAAAAUGAUGUUCUUCAUGCUGAGAAUGUUAAAGCAGGCCGUGAUAAAUACAAGACUCUUCGACAAAUUCGACAAGGCAAUACAAAGCAGCGUAUUGAUGAGUUUGAAGCAAUGUGAGAGUUGUUAUUUUGCAUACAUGUUCUUCAUAAGCUGAACCACCAACAGAGAAAAGCAGGCCUUUGCAGAUGUGAUGGAAUGCAUCCCACCUUGCCAAAGCACUUAUACCAGUUUGACUGUGGUGGCUGAAAGACAAAUUUAAGGGGAGCUCUUCAACAUUAAGGCAGUGCGAUGUCAUGCUCGGUUUUCUUUUUUGUUUGGGCCAGGGAAUGGAGAACCAUGUUCCAUCACCUCCUUUUACAUUUUUCAGUUUUUGUUUUUCUUUUUCUGUUGAACAUUUAACACUAAUUAUCAUGUCUGACAAAUGUGUAUGUGUGACUUGAGCACUUUGUGCAUUUUAAAGGAUAAUGGUGGACGUUUCAGUAAGUGUUUAGAUGGAGCACUCAGUUUUCCCUUGCCCUUUCUGUGUUUAACCUGUAUACAUUUCUUCAUUCUCUUACAUUUUCUCAGUGUUCCCUUCUCGUCUCCCGCCAUUCCCAUAGCCAUAAUCCUGCUAUCAUAUGGAUCAUUGGUAGUGUUUAAAAUUAUGGCAGGGUGAACAAGUCUUUGAACAUUGUGUAGAUGAUGACUGCGAAUCAUGAAAAGGAUUAAUACAUUUAAUAGUAUAGUGUGUAGCUCAUGGUUAGUUUUUUAAAAGAAAGUCCCAAUUUAAUUACAUUAUUGGAUAUUUGUUAUUUGCUUACCUAAUUACAAUCAUCUUUGACAGCUAAAUUGUUUGGUGUUUCAUCUCCUGUAAUUUUUGGUGGUUUUCUUUGACUGCCACUUCACAGAGGUGUAGUCAGCAGGUGGUUAGUUUUUUUUUUUUUUUUU